Molecule: messenger RNA, 1790 nt
Organism: Bombyx mori (domestic silkworm)
Lineage: Eukaryota; Metazoa; Arthropoda; Insecta; Lepidoptera; Bombycidae
Product: igLON family member 5
Exons: 13
Coding region: 291-1754 (487 amino acids)
Biological process (GO): homophilic cell-cell adhesion; synapse organization
Cellular component (GO): axon; neuronal cell body; plasma membrane
Molecular function (GO): protein binding; axon guidance receptor activity
Source: RefSeq, a predicted model, not a curated record
AGUGACAGUUCGGCAUCGUUCCCGCCAACUCGCGCGCGUUUCAUAUACUCUCCUCAAUAGCUUUUUUAUUUGAAUAUUGUGAUAUUUUCUUUUUAAUUUACCGGAUGUGUGAUUUUGUGUGACCUUCUUGAUCGUUUUUGACCAGCUAGCCUAUCAUCCCCCAAAAACAAUCAAGAUUAGGUUCAUAUUUCGAGCUAUUGUCUUAAGUUUGACUGCAGCAUUUGCAGCAAAUAACUUUGCUUUUAUUACCAACGAAUACAAAAAUCCGUGCAAUUUCAGUGCAGCUUAAAAUGUGGUCACUAAAUAUAUGCUGUUUAAUACUAAUGUGCACACACUUGCUGCAAUGCGAGAGACAAUUCAAAAGCGUACCGGUUACCGUGAAGAGUUAUAAGGACGAAACUGUGUUGCUGCCCUGCUACUUGGACGAGUCUGAUGUCAAACCAAGAGUACGUUGGUACAAAGACGGCACGCUGCUGGGAGACAGUAAGGACCCGGGCACGCUCCUACCUCCUCGAGUGCAAAUGCACGCCAACUUCAGCAUACAGAUCAACGAAAUCAGGGAAUCGGACACCGCGGCCUAUACGUGCGAGGUAAUCCGACCGGAGCCAUGGGGUCCUAUAAGGCAAACGCAUUCCGUGGAAGUUCAGUAUCCUCCAACAGUAAUGACCAUACCGGACGAUGGUUUUCUCGAGGUCAAGAAAGGAGAAUUUGUGGAUAUAGGAUGCGAAACAACCGGCUUUCCACCUCCUGUUGUGGAAUGGAGAAAAGACGGAGAAGUCAUGGAGAUUCUAGAGCAUCGUUCUAGAAUACGUUUCAAGGCGAGUCACCGGAUGCAGGCCGGGGCUUACGAGUGUAUCGCCAACAACGGGGUGGGGAGCCCGGUGGCCGCGUCAAUCCGAGUCAUCAUUCAAGACGCUCCCGUAGUGAUCGCUCAGAGAACAUUCGUGCAUACGGCCCCAGGGCUCCGCGCGGCGCUCCUGGCCGACGUGCAAUUCGCAGUGCCGCCCGCCCGGACCGCCUGGUACCGGGACGGCCGACCCGUCAACACGGAUGACAGAGUACUGUCGAUAGCACAAGGCAGUACGUACCAGUUAAUAUUUAGAUCAAUCAGGACAACGGAUCUCGGUAACUACACUUUCCGAGCUGAGAAUAAGCUGGGAAUGGCUGACGUUUCAUACAAAUUGACAGGAGUACCGAACAUAGCGUCUUUCAAGGUAGACCCGGCACUAAACAAGGCGUCGCCCACUGGCUUCACCCUGGUGUGGGAAGUGGACUCCUACUCUACUAUUAUAGAGUACUAUCUCUGGAUCCGUCAGUACUACGGUAGGCCGGCCACCGACGAACCUGAUCCGCUGAACACCGACCCAUCCGCCAGCAUCUGGAGUAAGAUCGUCGUGCCCGGCGAUUCUAGUGAAGGACCUAUUCAUAACGCGCUAUACGUUGUGAGGGGACUGACUCCUUCUACGGUUUACGAGGCCCUAGUUGCAUCCAGGAACAGGUUUGGUUGGAGUAAGCUGUCGGCUGUUUUGCAUUUUGCCACCGAGCCUGGAGUUGGCAACACUCCCUCCGUUGUCGACUACAGCGACAUCUCGCCGAUAUUAGAAGACAUUGAAACGGAACCACAGAAUAUCUCACAAGCUCAAAUAUUCGGAAUUUACGAUUUCGUUGAUAAUAAUAAUUGUAAGAGAUCGUGUAUCUCCCAAACUUUGUUCGUCACAGCGUUAUUAUUGUUGUAUUUUAGAUUGUGCGUGUAAAUAAAUAUUUAAAUAAAUCUGUUCCGAUUAAAUUGU